UCCCUAUUGCAGCUUCCCAGCCCCAGCAGCACAUCCCUAGGCUCUGCAGAGCGAGGGCGGGCAGCUGGCGGCGUGCUGGCAAGAGGAGCAAAGCAAGUGCAACUGAUCCCUAUGGUGCUCUGUCCCCAGGGUGACAGAGCGCAGACGUACUGCGCGCUGGAGAGCGUCUUGUGGGGUGAUGACAGCUGCCUGCAGUGCGGUGUCGUCAACCGGCUGCUAGCAGAGGUGUCCUGGGACCUGACAGCUGACCAGGUGAGAUGGUGCUCUUGGAAGGCGAGGGGAGCAGCCUGCCAGGCAUUGGAGGGCAAUGCGGAGCACACAGACAGGUUUUGCUGGCCUUGGGGCCCCACAGAGGCUCUUGAGCCAACCUGAGCCUCUUUUUCAGGGCGUGACGGAAGACACGAAGGUGGCUGCCAGUGACGUCUUGGUGGCUCUGGCCCGCUCCCACUUCAGCUUCGUGCUAGCCGAGCUCCUGGCCCAGCUGAAUGCCCCAGGGCAGAUCUCCAAGGAGUUCGUGCUCAUCACUGUGGGCAAACUCCUCAGCACCAACGCCCUGCAGUGCAUCCCCUUCAUGCGCGUGGUGCUGUUGGGGCUGCGCACCGUGGUGGGCCAGUUAGGGAGCGGCCGGAUCCUGCGUGCUGCCUGCGGUGCUCUGGAGCAGUGCGCCAAAGUGGUCAGCGUUUACAUCUGCACCUGGAAAGGAUGCUCCUUGCCUGCUCCGGAGAAGGAGCAGCUCUAUGAAAACCUUGCCCAGGUGUUGUGCUCUGUGGCAAGCACCUUGCUGGACUGCCAGGAGGAAGAGGACAAGCAAGCUGUCAUCGGGGCCAUGACUCCCUUGAUGCGUGUCCUCCUGCACAAGGAGGAGCACCGGGAGCAUGUCUGGGAGCAGCUCCUCUGGCUCCUGCACCAGUACCGGACGGUCCAAGACGCCUCCAGGGUGACCAAGAGCCUCCUUUCUUUCCUGGAGGCCCUGGAGCAAGUUCAGAUCCCCGUCCCCAAGGGCAAGUGUCUUGCCAUCAGCAGUGUCGUGUACAGCGAGCUCACUGCUGACACCAAAGAGCACAGCCAGGACCAUAAGGCAGAGCUGAGCCAGUGCAUCCUGCUGCAAGAGCCCGCUAUGGCAGAGAAGCUGCCCCAGGUGGUGGAGGCUGUCAAGAGUGUGUGCAGGGACCCCAGCAUCCGGGUGAGGAGGGCAGUUCUGCACUUCAUCAGGGAGCUGCUCAGUGCCAAUGCCCAGAGCUGCUCAGCGUGGGACAUUGUGGGCUACAUCUUCAGCGAGUUCAGCCGGAGCUCGAGCAGAAGGGCUGCGGGACUCCUGUCUGCCCAGGAAGCCCAGGAAGAAGGAGCUCUCCAAGGGCUGUGCAUGGACGUCCUGGGGUCCCUGGACAUCUCUGUGAGAGGGAUGGCCAAACUCCUGUGGCCGAGGCUGCUGAUCUAUGUGAUGCCAGCCAAGUACACGGGCAUGCUGAUCCCCCUCUCGUGCUGUCUCCACGCCCUGGCUGAGAGAAAUGAGCUGACGCAGGGCACUGAGCAUCACGAACUGGAUCCCGAUGUCCUCAACGCCCUGUUGCAAGACAUGACGCUGACUCCGCACAACUUGCUGGCUCGCCUGCUGGUGGUGGCGGGGUCUCCUUUUGCAGGCAGUGAACUCCAAGCUGCUGCCUUGCUGGUGCUGCAGAGCCUCCACAGCAGGAUCCACGCAGCUGUGGGGGCCACGUGGAACACCGAGAUUCCCCUGCUGCUGCAGUACCUCCAAGGAGGAAAGGGGAACAUCCCAGACGCUGCCGAGUGGGAGCGCCGUCUGCUUCAGUUCCUGAGGGCAUCCCUGGAAACCAUCGGGGACGACGCCUGGAUCAAGCGCCUGAGCUGUGUGCUGAGCCAGCGGCUGGACAGCUCUCCCAGCAGCUCUGGGGAGAAGGCUUUCCUAUACAAGGCUCUUGGGACGACGCUGGCAGCUUGUCAGGAACUCCCACACGUCCAAGAGAACCUGCUGCACCAUCUGAUGAGAGCACAACCUGAGGAGCCAUCUGAGGCCCAGGGAAUCAUUUCUCUCGUCUGCCAAGCCGCCGACAGCCACUUCGGCCUGGUCUUGGAGACUUUAACAACAUUUGCUGCCACCUUGUGCAGUGGCCGGGGCUUGAGGGUUUCCAGACGCAGGAAGACGCCCCAGGCCAGCAGGAGAGCUGAGGCCACUUGCAGUGCUGUCAUGCUCGCCCACAGCAGCAUGGCACUGCGUGCCUCCAAGGAACAACUGCUCGCCCAUGUGGAGGCAGACAUCGCGGGCAACAUCCUGCUGCUCUCCAUCUCCAGCAGCCAGAACUUGCAGACCAAUCUUGCCGUGGCGCAGAGCAUCCUUGAGGUCGGCUGUGCCGUCCAAGCUGUGGGGAACUUGGGCAGCUUCCAUCCUGUCCUGAAGCAAAAGCUGCUGCUGAUCCUGCAGAACUUGAUGAAGACGACUCUCUGGGACUUCCCGGCAGCGUCCCUGCACCUGAAGGUGAUUCUGGCCCUGGAGCAGUGGAGCAAGCUGGAGACCUCGUUCAGCAGCGAGGAAAUUUUCAGCCUGCUGUCUGACUGCUGCCAGGCCAUCCUGCCACUUCCCUCAGCGGCUGAGCAGAUUGGGAAGAUCAGGAACGCAGAGCAGGCAGUGCUGCAGCUCCAGUCCCUGCACAUGGCCACGAAGGCUCUGGGCCGGCUCAUGGCAGUCCUGCUGAAGACAAAGCCAAGCCCUGUGGACUUUGUAGACAUCGCCGGGGUGCUGUGGUUCUGGCUCUCCUCGGACAAGCCGUGGGUGUGCAAGAGGGCCCUGCAGGUCUGCGCCCAGCUGCUGGAGGACUGCAGAGAUGGAGUGGCUUUUCAGACAAGAGGUGCCUACCUGCCGUUUGGCGCCUUGGCGGGAUUGCUGGGGCCUCUGACCUGUGAGCCCAUGAGCAGCUCCCGCCAGCUGGCCGCUGCCUGCCUCAGCUCCCUUCUCCACAUCCAAGCCAAGGCCACGAACAGGCUGUUGGAGACAGACGACCCUGCGAGCUUGUGUGAGGGGCUGAGUGCUCGCAGCAACACCUCUCAGCAGCUCCAGACCUCCAUCCAAAUCGCAGAGGUCGUUUGCAAAAACGUCCCCAAAAAACAGGCUGCAGACUUCAUGAAUGCCAUCCAGGAGCCCUUCCGGCGUGCCAGAGGAAGCCGCGUGUGUGCUGCAGGCCACUGGAUGCUCACCUUUCUGGAAACCUGGGGAAAGGACAUUGGUCCAGACGUGCGAGGAAUCGUCUCCGCCCUGCACACCUGCACAGAGUCCAUGCUGGAGCCCUCGUUCGUGUACUUUGUGCAGCAAGCGGUGCUGAUCCUGGCCCGCCAUCACCGGGAGCUCACGAUAAACGUCAUCCUUGAGAAGUUUGUGCCUCUGGACAGAAACACACUGGAGCUGUGGAGGACUCUGGGGAGAGCCAGCAUUGGCCUCGGUGUGCUGAAGCACUUAGCGAGGAAGCUGAACAGAGUGGGAGACGACAGCUCCCAGCCCAGCUCGCCCACUCGCAGGCUGCACGCCCACCAGCCUUCUCCGGAGUCCUUGACUGUCACCCGUGCCAUCUCCGUAAUGGUGUCCGUGCAGUACAAGGAGGGGGUCCAGUGCUUGCUUCCCUCCCUCCUCCCUGGGCUCCUGCUGCAGCUCAGCAAGGCACUGGGGGAAGAGAUGCUGUCUGCGCCCCUCAGCCCCUGGAGAGGGCACGCUGAGGAUCAGCGGCAAGAGGGCAACGUGUGCAGGCCUUUCUGCAAAACUCUCACGGCAGUGCUGAGCAAAUGCACUGAGAAGAGCUGGCUGAGGCCGUUCUGGAGGCAGAAAAUGUCGGCGCUGCUGGAGAGCCCCCGCACUUAUGCCGAGGGCAUGUGCCUCCUGACGAGGUGA
Molecule: messenger RNA, 3895 nt
Organism: Anas platyrhynchos (mallard)
Lineage: Eukaryota; Metazoa; Chordata; Aves; Anseriformes; Anatidae
Source: RefSeq, a predicted model, not a curated record